Molecule: messenger RNA, 4043 nt
Organism: Orbicella faveolata
Lineage: Eukaryota; Metazoa; Cnidaria; Anthozoa; Scleractinia; Merulinidae
Product: exportin-7-like
Biological process (GO): protein export from nucleus
Cellular component (GO): cytoplasm; nuclear pore
Molecular function (GO): nuclear export signal receptor activity; small GTPase binding
Source: RefSeq, a predicted model, not a curated record
AGCGGUUCUCUUAUGCAUGCGCAUGCAACGUGCGCCUGGCCACGUCUUGGGUCCAAAACAAAAAUGGAGGAACAGGAAAUCGCCCAGCUGGACCUCCUUUGCAAGCAGUUGUACGAAGCUACCGACACAGCGACGAGAAAUGCGGCGGAAAGAGCGCUAUCCACCUUCACAAACUCCCCCGACUGUCUGACAAAGUGUCAAUAUCUAUUAGAACGAGGGAAUUCAUCUUAUUCCCAACUGAUAGCAGCUUCCUCCUUGACAAGGCUUAUCAGUAAGAAUGCAACACUUCCAGUUGAACAGAGACUUGAUAUGCGUAACUAUAUCCUGAACUACCUUGGAACAAGACUAAAUCUUGCUACUUAUGUUUCACAGUCACUUAUACAGUUUCUUGCCAGGUUAACAAAACUAAGCUGGUUUGAUGUGCAGAAAAAUGAGUUGGUGUUUAGGACUAUUGUAGAUGAUGUUGGAAAAUUUCUGCAGGGUUCAGUAGACCAUUGUAUUAUUGGUGUCCAUAUCCUGUCACAGUUAGUGUGCGAGAUGAACCAGGCUGAUUCAACAAGAUCACUCACCAAACACAGAAAGAUUGCAUCAUCAUUCAGAGACCUGUCUCUAUUUAACAUCUUCAAUCUGUCUAUCACUCUUUUACGUGAGGCCUAUAACAAACAGCUGAACUUGCAAGAUGGGAGUCAGCACAGCCUGAUGAGCUAUCUUCUCCAACUCACAUGUAACUGUCUGUCGUUUGAUUUCAUUGGCACCUCCAUGGAUGAGUCAUCAGAUGACCUUGGCACAGUUCAGAUACCAACUAGCUGGAGGGGAGCAUUCUUAAAUUUUGCCACUCUGCAGUUAUUUUUUGAUUUGUACAGAGCUCUGCCAACCUCACUUUCUCCAAUGGCCCUGUCAUGUUUAGUGCAGCUAGCAUCAAUAAGACGGUCACUGUUUAACAAUAAUGAAAGAGCCAAGUUCCUGGAGCAACUGGUUCAAGGUGUCAAGAGAAUUCUAGAAUCUCCACAGUCACUAGCAGAUCCCAAUAAUUAUCAUGAGUUUUGCCGACUCCUAGCAAGACUAAAGUCUAACUACCAGCUGGGAGAAAUAGUGAAGGUUGAGGGAUACAGUGAGUUUAUCGCACUUAUAGCAAAGUUCACUGUCACAAGUUUACAGAUGUGGCAGUUUGCUCCUAAUAGUCUGCAUUAUCUUUUGAGUCUGUGGCAAAGGAUGGUUGCUUCAAUGCCUUACGUGAAGAACACAGAGCCACACCUUUUAGAAACAUAUGCUCCUGAGGUCACCAAAGCCUAUGUGACAUCACGCCUGGCCUCAGUAGAAGUGGUUAUAAGGGAUAGUGCAGAGGAUCCACUGGAUGAUUCAGGAACAGUUCAACAACAGCUAGACCAGCUUUCCACUUUUGGACGAUGCGAAUAUGAAAAGACAUGUCAACUGUUAAUUUCACUAUUUGACCAAGCAGCACAGAGAUACCAGGAGCUGGUACAGAACACUUCAGCUUCCACAACAGACUUGACCAUCCAGGAAGGUCGUCUAACAUGGCUUGUGUAUAUCAUUGGUUCAGUUAUUGGUGGACGUGUGUCCUACUCGACAGUCGAUGAGUAUGAUGCACUGGAUGGUGAACUUGUUUGUAGGGUUCUACAGCUAAUGAAUUUAACUGACUCUCAACUCUCUCAGCGAGGAAGCGAGAAGCUGGAGCUCGCUAUUCUGAGUUUCUUUGAGCAAUUUCGUAAAAUGUACGUUGGUGACCAGGCUCAGAAAACAUCCAAGGUGUAUAGACGACUCUCUGAUAGACUCGGACUCCAUGAUGAAUCGAAUGUUUUGAGCGUCUUCAUGGGAAAAAUAAUCACCAACAUGAAGUUCUGGGGCACCAGUGAGGCUAUUAUUUCUAAAACCUUACAGCUUCUAAGCGAUCUGUCUGUUGGCUAUAGCAGUGCUCGUAAACUGGUCAAGUUGGACGCAGUACAGUUUGUACUUAGCAAUCAUACGAGUGAGCACUUUCCCUUCCUUGGAACUCACACUACUCGAGCUUACAAAGACAUGCGCAGUAGAACCACAUUUUACAUUGCCCUUGGCAGACUGUUGAUGGUGGACUUGGGCGAGGAUGAUGAGAAGUUUGAAUCGUUCAUGACUCCGAUCACAAGCAACAUGGAUUCAGUAGCAAGUCAGUUAGUUGCUGUGGGAAAUAAUGCUUUCCAACAAGAGGAAACUAAGCGUACUCUUGUUGGUCUGUGUCGAGACAUCCGUGGACUCGCCUUUGCUUUUAACAGUAAAUCCAGCUAUAUGAUGUUAUUUGACUGGAUCUAUCCCACAUAUACAUCAGUUCUCCUGCGGGCGAUCGAAUGGUGGUACCAUGAUCCUAACGUGUCCACACCAGUGUUAAAACUCAUGGCUGAAUUGGUUCAAAACCGAUCACAAAGACUGCACUUUGAUGUCUCCUCGCCCAAUGGAAUUCUACUCUUCAGGGUCACCAGUGAGAUGAUCGUAGCUUACGGGUCACGUAUUCUCACAUUAACAGACACACCUGAAGACCAGAUGUACAAACUCAAGCUCAAAGGCAUCGCGAUUUGCUUCUCCAUGUUGAAGGCCGCCCUAUGUGGUGGUUAUGUCAACUUCGGUGUGUUUGGUUUAUACGGCGAUAACGCUUUGGAAAAAGCGCUGAAAACGUUCGUGGAACUUCUUUCUUCCAUUCCUCACAGCAAUCUAUUGGAGUAUCCAAAACUUAGUCAGUCGUAUUACGCUUUGCUGGAGAUUCUAGCUCAGGAUCACAUGAAUUUUCUAAGUAGUCUUGAACCUCAAGUUUUUAUGUAUAUAUUAUCCUCCAUAUUGGAGGGCCUCACAGCUUUAGAUAUUAUGGUAUGCACUGGAUGCUGCGGCACGCUAGACUUUAUAGUAACACACUUGUUCAAAACGCUCUCAAAGAGACGCAAGAAAAACGCGAACGGGAUGGAAGCACAACCGCCAUGUUUAAGAAUUCUGGAGUCCCACCCUGAAAUGAUUCAACAGAUGUUGUCGACAGUACUGAACAUUGUCAUGUUUGAGGAUUGUAAAAACCAGUGGUCGAUGUCUAGGCCCCUACUUGGCCUUAUUCUGUUGAAUGAGAAGUAUUUUCAAGAGUUGCAACGGAAUGUUAUUGCGAUGCAGCCUCUGGAGAAACAAGAGGACAUGGCGCAGUGCUUCAGGAAUCUCAUGGAAGGAGUGGAACCAUCGCUAAUCACCAAAAACAGGGACAGAUUCACACAAAACUUAUCAAUAUUCAGACGCGAGGUGAACAACUCGUUAAAAGCCCCAAGUAAUGGAAGUGGGGCUGUCAAAUCUGAGGGAGGAGUUGAUAUGGUGGCGUAACAGCUGUUGACAGACUGGUCAGUCAAUACGAAGAUUGUCGCCCUCGUGAUAAUCAGAAGAAGCGUGAGAGAAAGAAGAAGUCACCAUCGUGGUACUCCCGAAUCGCUACCAACGGAGAUUUGGUAAUGAAGCCGUUUCUUUGACGGUUUCUGAUUCAUGGAUUGACUGAAUAAUCGAGCGAAGAAAGCAAUAGCUAGUCUCCUACGAACCGUUCAUUCAGUUCAAGUGGUUCGUGGAUUGUUUCGAUGCGAACAGUGUUUUUUCCGUGAAUGUGUCUUGUUGGUGGCUUUGCCACGGUAGCGCGCGGUAAAAAUGAAAGAAAAAUUUAGCAUUCUUCAUCAGUGUCAAAUGUUAAAAUUUCAAACAAAGCUAAGUGAAAAAUAGAAUAGAAUAGAAUAGAAUAGAAUACAUGUAGUGUAUCCUCUAACGUGAAACAUUGAAUUUUUUCUCAGCGGUCUACAAAGAAGAUGCCAGAAAUCCUAACUGCAUCUUACUGAACCUAAUAUUGAGCUAUUAUUUACUGCCAUCCCCAAACAACUUCGUUUUCAGUCUGUUCGUUCCACUGCUCCAUCAGGUUCCUACUCCAGAAAACGUUAUCAGAGAAUUUCAUGCAGUGCUUGUACUCCAGCUGUUAAUUAGGAUACUUCGGUUAAUUAGUAUAGUUCAGUUUAUUAGGAUUAAAUGAAUGUCUCGCUUGUUCA